Messenger RNA from Cladocopium goreaui, 852 nucleotides. Lineage: Eukaryota; Dinophyceae; Suessiales; Symbiodiniaceae. The record is from the annotation of a GenBank genome assembly.
AUGACAUGUGAGCCAACGAUUCCAACAAUGCCGAAGUUCACCACAGGAAGCCUUGGAUUGCUCACACGGGCAAUCAACAUGUCCCGGACCGUGAACUCAAAAGGUUUGGGCCCAGAUGAGUUCAACAACAUGUCUUUUGACAACAACAUGGACACCUGGUGGCUGGCGCUCCCAACAGCGCUCUACUCAGCCAUCACGCCGGAGACAGAGUUGCCAACAACCCUGAGAGGCAACACGAUGUGUCCUCGUUGGGACGAACUCAUCAUGAGUCCAACACCGUCCACAGCAAUUUGCAACAUGUUCUACCACGCCACAGAGUUGCACAUUGAGAGCAACAACUGGCAACAAGCCAAAUUGCUUGCAUUGUGCACCAACAGCGCCCAACAGAAGAGACGCAUCGGAAAUGGCACAAUCAACCUCUUCAACAGAGGGUACUUCAUGGAAACACAAAUGCAAGUUGAGGCUGGCCAUUUUCUCAACUUGACCACAGAUGAGUUUUCAACCGUCCAACUGUGGAGCAUUACGGCCAACACCACUGGAGGCAACAUUCUCCAGAAGAUUGCCAAUGCCCUCAUCAACGGCUUGGAGUACACCGGAAUGCAAGCACUCAACAGGAUGCCAACACAGGUUCAACAGCAUUUGAACCAGGUCUCGGAGAACCAACAUCCUCUCCAACAAGGCAUUCAACUUCCAUACUGGGGGGCCAAGACAUCAGAGCGUUUUCGUGGCAACCCAACGAUCCUGGAAUUUGUCAAUGCCAACACCAACAUGGCUCAGUACAACAUUGAUUUCAACGAAUACCAUGGAGCAACAAGAGAAGAUGCCAACAUGGAUGAAGAGACGAAGGGUUGA